This is a messenger RNA of Herpailurus yagouaroundi (jaguarundi), 7350 nucleotides long. It is a transcript of the gene SH3BP4, whose product is annotated as SH3 domain binding protein 4. Bases 2927 to 5515 code for a protein of 862 amino acids. Gene Ontology annotation, cellular component: cytoplasm. The transcript is spliced from 4 exons. Lineage: Eukaryota; Metazoa; Chordata; Mammalia; Carnivora; Felidae. The record is from RefSeq and is a predicted model, not a curated record. Gene Ontology annotation, molecular function: protein binding.
UCCCAAGAGACACAGCUGUGGCUGAGGGGGCAGAUUUGUAAGUGCUCUGAGACCCAAGGACUUCUCUGCCUUCAAGGGUCUCAAGGCCCCAUUCAGAUGUUAAGUUUUAGCUCUCUAAACUUCACGACGACACAUUCAGCCCUGGAACAAUAACCAUUUGUUUUGUUUUGUUUUGUUUUGUUGGUGGGUUGGGAGGUUAUGAAUUCCCCGUUGGUGAUGAAACUUCUUCAUACAGAAUAUGUUUGUCUUUUCUCCUCUCGUUGAGUUUGGGUGACAUUAAGGUAGGGACCUGGGUCACACAGGGAGUAUGUUCAUCCUUGUAGGCCCUCCGGGUUCCGUCACACUGUGCCGCCGCAGCUCGAGAGCAGUCACAGGAGAGAGUCAGCAAUGGAUAUGGCUGUGUUCCAAUAAAACUUUAUUUACAAAAACAGCGCAGGGGCCGUUGUUCGCUGACCCCUGGUUUAGAGGUGGCCCCAGGGUCAAUCACCCUGAGCCUCUGGGUUCCUCUAACAGACACAACUGGGUCAGUGAGAUGGAUGGGUCAUUUUCUUCCUAGAAGUCCACCUUGACCUUACUAGGUGCUUACUGGUGUCAUGGGUUACAUCCUCAUCAUCCAUCGUUAGGCGGCUUCCCUACAGCGUUGACCACAACGUGUUGAGGUUACCCCCUGGGCCAUCCAGAGUACAAGCUGAGCAGUGGGAGCAGACCUUUACUUUUGUAUCUUUAACUUGGCACAAAGUCAGUGCUAAGUGAAUAGUUCUUGAACCAAACUGCUGUCUCCUGGGUCACACUGUGGCCCUCUUCCCUGAUGUCCUAACAACCGUAUGUCCCCCAUUUGUCUCUUCCUAAUCCCUUCUCCCUUCACUGUAUCCUCAGUCGCUUCCUGCCUCUGCUUUAUGCUGGGAGCCUUGAGCACUGCUUUAAAUGUUCCUCAAACACACAUACUGGCAAAAGAAGUCAUGAGAUUUUAUUAAUCACAGUAACAGAGUUACCAGGUAGUUUUAUAAAUAAUGGAACCAUUUAUUUUUCAUAGCCCAGUAAUGGGCAUUGUUUUCUUUAUAGCCUAGCUGAUCAUGGUUAAAGUUGGAAAACGUGAGCAUAAAUUGUGGGGGUUUGGGCCGGGUUCUCGAAAGGAGAGAGCUGAAUUUUUCAAAAUUAUGAUAAUGAUCUGAGAGGCAUCAGAGUCCUAAACACCCCGAUUGUGGGAAAAAGAUAAAGGAGACAUCCUGGGAUGUGAGCUGGGGCUGGUCCGCUGGGGGGGAGCCCCAAACCCAUUUCCCAAGGGCAGCGGGUGGCCUCCCCUGCGUCCCCACGGUAGACAGGUGGGAAGGUAUUCCAGCCAAAGUGUCCUCUGUGAAAUCCUCUGCCCCCUGAUAAAUGUUCCGCCCGUAUAAGAACCGAGGCGGAGGGGUAAGAAAUGUAUUAUUCAGUGCACUGAACUUCCCGACACGCAAGGUUUUUUUUUUUUUUUUUUUCGUACGGAAAUCAGAGAUAGCUGUGAAUCUGAGCAGCACUCCCCAGAAUUCAUUAAGAUGGGAUUCGAUAGGGAUUCUCCUGCGUUGGAUUGGAUAGACGCCCCACCGGGUGUCCCCGGGUGCUCUGUGACAGUUGACUGAUGGAGGGACCCGUCUGGCAGGAGCUCAUACCACAGUCCAUUUCCACGGAAGGAUCGCCAUUUCCCAUUGGAUGAGCCUGAUCCUUGGGUGAAAUAUGUUACUGCUUCUCUGCUAAGGGGAGUGCUUGGAAUUUUAAGUGAAACCAUUUUCAUUCUUCAGUCUGUUGAAACCAAAGUGAUAAUUUGCAUCGAUACGUUCUCUUAGGCUAUAUACAAAGCCUGCUUAAUAGCUUUGGUUUUUAAUUUUAAAAAUAUCACUCUAAGGGAACUGUUCUGGGGAACAUAAUAGGGAUAUAACUUCUGAGGGACUCUAACAAGAUUUUAAUAGCUGGCACGCGCUCUAAUUUUCAUUUGGUUUUAAUUUUCAUGUGACAUUUUCAUUAGAUGUGUCAAGGAAACACAAAGUGGUUUCUACUACAGGAGACGGUGGCUGGAAAACAAAGCAAGAGCGGUCUGCUGUUGUCACCCGACCCCAGCCUGACCCGUCCCCUGUCUCCCCACCUCUCCCUCAGGGUCCUUCUCUUUCACUUGAAUGUGUUUAUUCACUCCCCUCCCUUCACUGUGAAGUGGUUUCUCCUUGGGGUGAUUUUUAUAGCAGGGCACAGCCACGGAGAACUCUGGCUUUGCCUUUGGCCGACACCUUGACCCCAGCACAUGACUAUGGCCUCUCUGGUGUGUGCAUACCGGAGGAGCAUUCAUUCCACGAAUAUUUGUCGAACACCUGCUAUGUGGCAGGCUGCCUUCCGGGAAUACCACUGUGAGCAAAACACCCUAAGAGGGCUCUCACCCUAAUAGGGCGAUGCAGCACCCCCCCCCCCACUAAAAUAUUCGUGGUAUAUUGGUUAAUGAUAAGUGCUACGGAGAAAAUAAAAUUAGGAGGGGUGGCGACGAUGUCUCCUUUAACAUAACAGUUUGUGUGUCCUUAGGCAUCAUUAUGCUAAGCACAUCAUCAGAACGUUAUCUCCACCAGAGCCUGUUGAGAGAGUAUGUCGGGCUCCUGAGGUCUGGAUGGAAGCCCGUGCCCGGUGAACCCAGAGCCAGAUUCUCCCCACCGCCCCGCAUGCAGGGCGGGAGGCGACGGCCUUCACCGCCCAGAUGAGCUUUCUACCAAGCUUCUCUCUCUAACUUGUGCCUUCCCCCAGUGCCUUGCUCGUAGACAAUCCCACACCGUUCGGGAAUGCAAAGGAAGUGAUCGCAAUCAAGGACUACCACCCAGCCAACUUCACCACCCUCAAGUUCUCCAAGGGCGACCACCUCUACGUCCUGGACGCGUCCGGCGGGGAGUGGUGGUACGCCCACAGCACCACGGAGAUGGGCUACAUCCCGUCCUCCUACGUGCAGCCCUUGAACUACCGGGACUCCACCCUGAGCGACAGCGGGGUGAUCGACCAUCUUCCAGACAGCCCAGACGAGGUGGCCAAGGAGUUAGACCUGCUCGGGGGGUGGACAGAGGACAAGGGACCGAGCAAGACCUACAGCAAUAACCCCUUCUGGAACGGGGCCCAGACAAACCCGUUUCUGAACGGGAACGCGCCGGCGAUGCCCAGCUUGGACGAGCUGACCCCCAGAAGCACCGUGGAUUUGCUCCUUUUUGAUACGGGCACGUCUUCGUUCACCGAAUCCAGCUCCGCGACCACCAACAGCGUCGGCAACAUCUUUGACGAGCUGCCGGCCGCAGGCCGCCUCCAGGCCGAGGCGCCGGGCAGGCGGGACAACCCCUUCUUCAGAAGCAAGCGCUCCUACAGCCUGUCGGAGCUCUCCGUCCUCCAGGCCAAGUCCGACGCCCCCGACUCCUCGGGCUUCUUCACGGGCCUGAAAUCCCCGGCCCCGGAGCAGUUCCAGAGCCGGGAGGACUUCCGUGCCGCCUGGCUGAGCCACCGGAAGCUGGCCCGGUCUUGCCACGAUCUGGACCUGCUGGGCCAGAGCCCCGGGUGGGGCCAGACCCAGGCGGUGGAGACGAGCAUCGCGUGCAAGCUGGACAGCUCCGGGGGCGCCGUGCAGCUGCCCGACAGCGGCAUCAGCAUCCACGUGCCCGAGGGCCACGUGGCCCCGGGGGAGACGCAGCAGAUCUCCAUGAAAGCCCUGCUGGACCCCCCGUUGGAGCUCAACAGCGACAGGUGCAGCAGCGUCAGCCCGGUGCUGGAGGUGAAGGUGAGCACCCUGGAGGUGAAAACCUUCAUCAUCGUGGAGAUGAAAGUGUCGGCCGAGGUGAAAAACGACAUCUUUAGCAAAAGCACGGUGGGUCUCCAGUGCCUGAGGAGUGACUUGAAGGAGGGGCCCUAUGUCCCCAUCCCACUCACCUACAGCUAUGGGGACACGGUCCAGGUGCAGCUGGACAACCUAGAGCCCUGUAUGUACCUGGCCGUUGUGGCCCACGGCCCCAACAUUCUCUACCCUUCCACGGUGUGGGACUUCAUCCACAAGAAGAUCACCGUGGGCCUCUAUGGGCCCAAACACAUUCACCCAUCCUUCAAGACCGUGGUGACCAUUUUUGGGCACGACUGCGCCCCGAAGACGCUGCUGGUCAGCGAGGUCACCCGCCAGGCCCCCAGCCCUGCCCCCGUGGCCCUGCAGCUCUGGGGUAAGCACCAGUUCGUCUUGUCCAGGCCCCAGGAUCUCCACGUCUGCAUGUUUUCCAACAUGACCAACUACGAGGUCGAGGCCAGCGGGCAGGCCAAGGUGGUGAGGGGGUUCCAGAUGAAGCUGGGCAAGGUGAGCCGCCUCAUCUUCCCCAUCACCUGCCAGAGCUCUGGUGAGCUGUCCGACUUCACCCUGCGGGUUCAGGUGAAGGGCGGCCAGGAGGCCGUCCUGACGCAGUUUUGCGUGCAGACUCCCCAGCCGCCCCCCAAAAGUGCCAUCAGGCCCUCCGGGCAGAGGCGGUUUCUCAAGAAGAACGAGGUCGGGAAAAUCAUCCUGUCCCCGUUUGCUGCCACCACCAAAUACCCGACUUUUCAGGACCGCCCGGUGUCCAGCCUCAAGUUCGGCAAGCUGCUCAAGACCGUGGUGCGGCAGAGCAAGAACCACUACCUGCUGGAGUACAGGAAGGGGGACAGCGUCGCGCUGCUCAGCGAGGAGAAGAUCCGGCUGAAGGGGCAGCUGUGGACCAAGGAGUGGUACAUCGGCUACCACCAGGGCAAGGUCGGCCUCGUGCACGCCAAGAACGUGCUGGUGGUGGGCGGGGCCAGGCCGAGCCUCCUCUCGGGGCCCGAGCUGAGCACCUCGGUGCUGCUGGAGCAGAUCCUGCGACCCUGUAAGUUCCUCACCUACAUCUACGCCUCGGUCAGGACCUUGCUCAUGGAGAACGUCAGCAGCUGGCGCUCCUUCGCCGAUGCCUUGGGCUACGGCAACCUGCCGCUCACCUUUUUCUGCCGGGCCGAGCUGGACAGCGAGCCCGAGCGGGUGGCGUCCGUUCUGGAAAAGCUCAAGGAGGAUUGUAACAACACGGAGAACAAAGAGCGGAAGUCCUUCCAGAAGGAGCUCAUGAUGGCCUUACUGAAAAUGGACUGCCAGGGCCUGGUGGUCAGACUCAUCCAGGACUUUGUGCUCCUGACCACGGCGGUGGAGGUGGCCCAGCGCUGGAGGGAGCUGGCCGAGAAGCUCGCCAAGGUGUCCAAGCAACAGAUGGACGCCUACGAGUCUCCCCACCGGGACAGGAACGGGGUCGUGGACAGCGAGGCCAUGUGGAAACCCGCCUAUGACUUUUUACUGACGUGGAGCCACCAGAUCGGGGACAGCUACCGGGACGUCAUCCAGGAGCUGCACAUAGGCCUGGACAAAAUGAAAAACCCCAUCACCAAGCGCUGGAAACACCUCACGGGGACUCUGAUCCUGGUGAACUCCCUGGACAUCCUGAGGGCAGCGGCCUUCAGUCCUGUGGACCAUGACGACUUUGUCAUUUGAGCGGGUUCCCUCCCGUCCGCUGCUGCUCUGGGGCAUGCACCCCCCCCCCCGCCCCCACCGCCCCCCGUCUGUCCCAGAUGCCCGGGCAGUCACCUGGAGCGGGGGAGGCAGGAGGGGCCGGCUGCUCGGACACAUCCGGGGUCCCUCUCGGCUGGACCCGGCCCCGAGGACCAAGCACAGACAAUGCUCCGUCGUCCUCCUCCGUUGAGGGGGGAGAGGGGGUGCUGAAGAGAAUUUCUACCACAGGUCGUCGCCAACCAAAAUAGCUUUCUAUUUGUUAGGUAUAAAUUUAAAUUUAAAAUCACUUUUUUUUUUUAGGACGGGGGGAGGCCUAUGAGACAGGUGGUAUCUAAUUUUUUUAAUGGACCAGAAAAGUUUAAAAAACAAAACAAAACAAAACACCUUCAUAGGGGCGGAUGCUGUUGAGGUUUUUAUGUUCUAGAGAGACCUUUUUAAAUUAUGUUACAGAUGUAUAUAUGUAUUUAAAGGCGAUUCCCAGCCUCACUUUGCAUUUGAACACUUAGCACAGAGAGACGCUUGUUCCAGUGUCGGACCUCUUUUGCUCUGUCCUUGUGAAAAGGGUGAAUCAAAUAGGAAACGUGGUUUUUCGGUAGAUGAGUCUAGCUCUUGCCCGUCCUUUCUGGGAAUGUCCUGGGCCCUGCUGUCCCCUCUGAACUCCCGUUCGCUUCUGUACCUUUGCCCCGUGUUACAGUAAACGAUCAGCGGCAGCACUUGUGACCCUUCCGUGAGCUUCAGUGGGCAAAGUAAAAUCCUGCACGAGCCAGCAGGUGCCCUUGAGAUGACGGGCCGCUGGGAGCUGGCGUUCGCUGUGGCCCCCACCUGCGUGCGGUCGGUCACUCGAGAGAACGGUGCCACGUGCAAUGCGGUGGUCCCUGCAGCUCUCAGAUGCCAUUACCCUGGGGGCAGGGGAAGGCUUCCGGCAGGGCUCCGGGCCUCUCUGCUCCAUGGGCGUGAAGGAGACUUCACCACGAGGGACCCCUGUGCUCGUGUGUGUGCAGACGUGCCUGCCGUCACUGGCCAAACUCCGCUGUGUUCCAUGUGACGUGAACCCCGCUCCCUUCCUGGUGCACCCAUGUCCCCCAGGAAAAAAACCGCGUAAGGGACACCUUUUUUUUUUUUUUGUACAAUUAGAGAUUAUCCGAGCAGGAUGUAUGUUUUCUACAAAUGAAAACGUGCCCCGCCUGGAACCAGAGGCAGAAUGCUGCCCGCCUUUACGGUUGUAGAUCGGCGUGGCCGUGUGCGGGCGAGCGGUGUCGGGCCCCUGAUCGCACCGUGGUUGCGCCCAGCUCAGAAGGGAGGAAGGGGCAGGACUGAAGAAUUGGAAUUAUGUGGCACAUGGAGAGAAUUCCUGGGAAUGGGUCAGCACCCGCCCGGGCGGUUUGGGAUUCCUGGACCUCGUUUUCUGAAUCUGCUGUUUUGAAACACAUCAUGUUGAUCACUGGGUGUAAUCAGCCUACGAUCCCUAUCGGGCUGAAACAUUCUUAUGUACCUAUCGACUCAGAUACUGAAGACCAACUGGCUAGGAAAUAAAAAGAAAAACACCUAGAAAAACUACGUUUUUUAUGCUGCAAGAAGCAGGACCCGCAGUUCCCCAAUGAUCACACGAAAUAACCUUAAAUUCUGCUCCCCGUGUCCACCCUCAUUCUUCCCAGAGAUUGUCUCUCACCUUCUCCCCAAAGAAGAGACAAACCCAGUUGCACCUUAAACCGUGGAUAUUUUUCCUCAGGGGCUUGAAGUAGUUUCCUAUGCAACAUGUCUUGUAGCACAAAUUGAAUUCUACAAAAGUUGCAGUAAAUUUUAUUUGCGUAUUUUAA